Messenger RNA from Dipodomys ordii (Ord's kangaroo rat), 1929 nucleotides. RefSeq names its product keratinocyte proline-rich protein (gene Kprp). The coding region runs from base 1 to 1929 and encodes 642 amino acids. Lineage: Eukaryota; Metazoa; Chordata; Mammalia; Rodentia; Heteromyidae. The transcript has a single exon. The record is from RefSeq and is a predicted model, not a curated record.
AUGUGUGACCAGCAGCAGAGUCAGUGCUGCGUGCCGAUGCCCCAGUGCUGCGUCAAGGGUUCCUCCUUUGGCCCCUCCCAAUUCUCCAGUGCCAAUGGCCAGGUGGUGGUCCAAGCCCCUUGUGAGGUGCGAAUUUUAGAAUGCCCUGCACCGUGCCCAGUUCAAGUUUCCCAGGCUCCGUGCCAGUCUAAGACCACCCAGGGAAAAGGCCAGGCUCCCUGCAAGACUAAAACCACUCAAGUGAAAUGCCAGGCUCCAUGCAAGUCUAAGACCCCUACCCAGGUCAAGGGUCAGGCCCCUUGCCAGAGUCAAGUCUCCUGUGUGCAGUGCCAGGCUCCGUGCCAGCCCACCAUCUCCUACGUGCAAUACGAAGUCCCUCAGCCCGCUCAGACCUGCUAUGUAGAAUGCGCUCCUGUGUAUUACACAGAAACUCGUUACGUGGAGUACCCGAUGCACACCACCUACGUACCGGCUCCAGUUCCGCAGGCUGUCCCUGCAUACGUGCAAUGCUCCCCCAUGGGCCAGGCUCCAGGGAACUUCUCCAGCCAGGGCCAGUAUGGGGGCUCCUACGGUAGCUGUACCCCUCAGUUCCCAUCUCGGGCUUCCUACAGCAGCUGCGGGCCCCAAUUCCAGCCCCAGCGCCAGUCCCAGCCUUCCUACAACAGCUGCGGGCCCCAAUUCCAGCCCCAGCGCCAGUCCCAGCCUUCCUACAGCAGCUGCGGGCCCCAAUUCCAAUCGCGACCUUCCUACAGCAGCUGCGCACCCCAGCGUCCAUCUCGACCUUCUUUUAGCUCCUGUGCACCCCAAUACCAGAGCCAGGGCUCCUACGGGAGCUUCACCGGGCAGCGUCGGUCUCGGAGCACCGGCCGAUGCCUCCCAGCGCCGCGAAGGCUGCAGCCUCCCUACCGCAGCUGCUCCCCGCCGCUCUGCCGCCCCGAGCCCGGCUACGGCAGUUGCCUCGCGCCACGGUGCUCGUCGGGCUCCCCCAACUACUGCACCCCGCCCCGCCGCUCGGAACCCAUCCACGCCAGCCAGUGCCCCCCUCGGGGCCGCCCUUCCUGCGCGCAGAGGUGCGGGCCCAGGUGCAGAAUUGAGAUCUCCUCGCCCUGCUGUCCCCGGCAGGUGUCCCCGCAGCGCUGUCCCGUGCGCAUUCCCCCAUUCCGAGGCUCCUCUCAGAGCUGCGCCCCGCGGUCCUCCUGGGGCACCUCCUGCCCGGACCUCAGGCCACGCCCGCUCCCCCGGUCCUGCCCCCCUCCGCAGUGUCGGGAGCCGCCGGCGCCCAGAUACCCGCCGCGCGCGCCACGGCCCUGCCCACGCCCGGAACCGCGCCCGUGCCCCCCACUACGGCGAUUCUCAGAGCCCAGUCUGGGGCCGGAGCCGUGUGCAGCUCCGCGCCCAGCUCCACGGCCGCGCCCCAUGCCGUGCGAGAACCCAGAGCCCCCGAGACCGUGCCCGCAGCACUUCGAGCCCCCGGAGCCCCCGCGACCAUGCCCGCAGCACUUCGAGCCCCCGGAGCCCUGUUCUCCUUCCCGGCCCAUCCCGCUCCCAGCGCCGCCCUGCUCGAGCUCGGAGCCCUGCGGCGGAGAGCCUGUCCUCCGCUGCCCCAGCCCCUGCUCCGGCUCGAAUCCCAGGCCGUACCCAGGAGACCUAGGCUGUCAUGAGUCCAAUCCAUGUCGCCUGGACACUGAAGGCCCCUGCUCGUACAGUUACAACCAGGGACAGGAGGGCGGUUCUGGCUGCGGAUCUGGAGACGUCUUCCCAGAACCCCAGGGUCCUGGGGGCUGUGGAGACCAAGACAGCAGCUACUCUGGGGUGAAUGGAGGGGGUUACUCUGGGGUGAAAGGCGGGGGCUUCUCUGGGGUGAGUGGAGGGGGUUACUCUGGGGUGAAAGGCGGGGGCUUCUCUGGGGUGAAGAGUGCGUAUUUUUAA